Molecule: messenger RNA, 989 nt
Organism: Centruroides sculpturatus (bark scorpion)
Lineage: Eukaryota; Metazoa; Arthropoda; Arachnida; Scorpiones; Buthidae
Exons: 3
Coding region: 1-591 (196 amino acids)
Source: RefSeq, a predicted model, not a curated record
AUGACGAGAAAGGAACCAGAGAGAGAGACUCAGUCAACAGAGAUUCAGAGGAGUUGUGUUAAAGAAUUGGCACUAUUAAGAUAUAAAGGAGGAUUCAUAAUUGGAUAUUUCGUCCCGUCAAAAGGAGUCCACGUGGUCAGUGUAUUCACCGCGUGUGGGUNGAGGACAAAAUCUAAAAAGCAGCUGUUGCAACAUAUUCCAGAAGAAACUGAAAGUGAAGAUGAAGGAUCUCAAAGCAGCUCUUCCUCAAAGUCUGAUGCAACAUCGAGUGAGGGAUCUGAUAUCGAAAACAGUGUCAAACAUAUUCAGCCCAAUGAUUUCAUUUUAGUCAGAUUUGCAAAAAAAACUUCUGUUGUUUACUUCGUGGGAAAAGUUUUAAAGAAACUGAGUGAUGAAGACUUGAAAGUCAAGUUUAUGAAAAAAAUAUUAGGAUGUUACAAGUUCAUAUUUCCUGAAGAGGAUGAUAUCAGUGAUGUCACCAUGGAAGAUAUAGUUUUAAAGCUACCCCAUCCAUCCCAAGCAGGAGGAACGGCAAGAGCAAGCAAACAGUUUAUAUUUUCCAUUGAUUUCACCUCAUAUCGGCUGGGAUAGAUUGCGAAAAACAUUCUAUUGACCAAAGAAAGACAGUUUAAUUAUGUGAGAGCCUACUAAUUGUGAUAUUCUUUAGUUAUUGUUCUUUGUUUGAAAAUAUUUGAUAUUCUUUAAUUGUUUUAAAAAUAUUGAUAAUCUUUAAUUGUUUUAAAAGUAUUGAUAAUCUUUAACUGUUUAAAAUAAAUGUGAUGUCACAUAAUUCAUAUUAUUAAAAGUGUAAUUUUUAAAAAUUUUAGUCUCUAGCCUAUCACUUAUCAGUUACAACAAAAUUUGAAAACAUUGAGAUAACUAAUUCCAAGUUUUACAUUAAAACGCAGGUAGUCCCUUUCAUCCCCGAGUGUGUCCCUUUCAACCCAGACAUGGGAAUGAAAGGGACACUUGGAGAGGUCUUUAAAAAU